AUCACAGAGGUGCUGAAACCAGCACUUAUAUGUCUAAAAUAGGGACUUAGAUGCCUAACUUUUUUUUGUGCAGUCAGGGUUAACAUACUCUGAUCACAUUCAAGGUUGGCUGCCUGCUGCUUUUUGAAGGAAAAUUGCUUUCAUUUUUACUAUUGUAUUUGGUUAAUAAAUAACUACAAAAAUGUGUAAACUGAAAGUACAAACUUCAACUGCAAGGAAAAAUAUCUGUGAAGACUGAAUAAUUCCUCAAAGCCACAAUCCAUGUAAAGCACGUAGGACCCUGCUAUGCAGGGCCUGGGAGAACCUCAUAAUAUCUGCCGCAGCAUGCUGCCUUUUGAGGAGUUUGUUGACGUACUGGUGUUUUGAAUUUCUGCCAAGCAAUGGAUUCCUUAUUCCUGUGGAUGACAGCUAUUCACAUACUGACUUUUCUACAGACACCCUACUUGAUAAGAGGUGAAUAUAAAAUAAUUCACCCUGAAUUGCCUGUUAUUGGAUUCCUUGGUGAAAAUGUUACCCUGCCUUGCCAAGUGAUAGCCAUGAGUAUCCCUGGGGACAUCACUCUCCACUGGAGUCUGGUUCAACGCCAGGAAAAUAUAGAUGUGAGUUCUUAUAACAGAGGAACCAAAGAAGAAAAACAGGAUCAGAGAUACCAGGAUCGAACAGAGUUCUUUCACCAUGAAAUGAACACAGGAAACAUGUCUCUAAAGCUGAAGAAUGUCCAGGCCUCUGACACAGGGAAUUACAUGUGUCGAGUGGUUUCUGAGAACUGGUAUGAUGAGGUGGUGAUUGAACUGCAUGUGACAGCUAGAGGUAGUGAGUCUUCCAUUUACCUGGACAAUUAUGCAGGCCAGGGGAUCGGCCUCACCUGCAAGUCGGAAGGAUGGUUCCCUGAGCCCGAAGUGCUCUGGAUAGACAGUAAAGGACAUAACCGAACAGAAAAGCCGACCACCAUCAACACAAAGACACUGCUGGAAACCUACAUUAUUGAAAGUUCCAUUAACAUAGAACCAGAAUCGGACAAUGAAGUCUCCUGCAAAAUAAUCAACAACAUACUAAAGACAGCCAGCGAGUCUAGAGUACUGAUUUCAGAUGUUUUCUUCCCAACCACCUCCCCUUGGAUGGCUGCUUUCCUGGUCAUUUUAUUUCUUAGCAUAGCCCUUAUUGCUGCUGUAGGGUAUAAACUGAAAAAGAAUAAUGACACAACAUCUCAAUCAGAAACUGAGAAGAAAACAAUGGAAGAAGAAAAAGAACGCCUGCUCUCCACACUAGAGACAAACAAAUCCACAGAUCAAGUAGCAAUUCAGGACAUACAAGCAAAUAUUGAUCUACUCUCGGGAGAGCUGGAAUUCAGAAGAGCUCAGAGCUAUGCAGUUCCCAUCACUCUGGAUCCGGAUUGCAAACACCCAGAAGUCAAACUGUCAGAGGAUCAGAAAAGAGUCUGGCAAGAACCUGCAUCUCCUGAGCUGGAUGCAGCCUCCGGGGCCCUGCUCGUGGUGGCGAAGGAGGGAUUUGUGGCAGGGAGGCAGUACUGGGAGGUGGAAGUGGGGGAGGAACUGGACUGGGAGCUGGGGGUGCUUAGUCAGUCAGCGAGGGACAGAGUGAAAAGAGAGAAGGCAGAGAAACUCCCUGAGGAGGGAUAUUGGUUUCUGAAGAGAUCCCAGGGAGUUUUUCUUUCAAGCAUAAAAAAUGAUAAGAUUGAAAAGAAGGAAAUGCCAUAUGAAGUGAUUGGUGUAUUACUGGAUCAGGAAGAGGGAAGAAUCUCAUUUUAUAAUGCAAAAGUGAUGUUCCUCAUCACAACUAUCCCUGCAGAGCUUACUAAUAACAUUUUGUAUUACCCAUUCCUCGGUCCCAGGAACAACACAGGCAAGGAGAAACCAUUAGCAAUCCACCCCAUCAGAGUCCCUAUUCCUUUAAAGCCUCUGAGAAAGGAAAAAUGAUCUCUAGUUACUUUAGAGAAGUAAAAUUCAAAACAGAGGGGAGAAGGGAAUGUAAACAUGUGAAACACCAGAAACAGUAAAAUAAGGAAAGUAGAAACUGAUGAUAAAAUAAAACACAUAAAACAGAAGAAAAAGGACAAAAACGCUUGUCAUAGGCCUGUUGACUCAGAAGUCGAAAUCAAUAAAUUCUGAAAGGAAUGAGACUUGUCUUCAUAGAAGUAUUUUUAUUUAACUUUCUGUUGCAUUUUUUUAAAAUAGGAAAAUACUUUAAUGACAAAGUCUUGGGGGGAUGUGUUGAGAGGGAAGGGAAAUGAAAUUGUGAUUUGCCAAGCAUUGUAGCAAUAGUUAGAAAAGACACCAUUAUGGAUGGCUACCCAAAAGAAGAGGAUAUAAUCUUGCAAUUAUUCAGUUGCUGGUUAGAAGUUAUAUAGGAAUGGUUAUGAAGAAAAAUUAAAUUUCUAAUACAAACCCUCAAAAAGCAUAUUAGCUCUCCCCUGUGACAUCUAAAGCAAUACUAGGAAGACAGUUUGAUUAUGCAAUACAGAAAAUUAAAAAAAUUAAGGUUAUUAGUAGAGUCUAAUUUUAUGCCCUCUUGGAAGUCCUCAGAUGUUUUCUGCUGCCUUUUUAAGUGGUUAGACCUCAAAGAGUCAUGUUGUCAUUAUGAUGUAUUUUUUAUUAAACUGUCCAUAUUUCAUUAAACACGGAA
Molecule: messenger RNA, 2643 nt
Organism: Trachemys scripta elegans
Lineage: Eukaryota; Metazoa; Chordata; Testudines; Emydidae
Product: butyrophilin subfamily 3 member A3-like
Molecular function (GO): protein binding
Source: RefSeq, a predicted model, not a curated record